Molecule: messenger RNA, 2124 nt
Organism: Haliotis rubra (blacklip abalone)
Lineage: Eukaryota; Metazoa; Mollusca; Gastropoda; Lepetellida; Haliotidae
Product: dentin sialophosphoprotein-like
Exons: 1
Coding region: 1-2124 (707 amino acids)
Source: RefSeq, a predicted model, not a curated record
AUGGGGAGGGGUGUGACGUCUCGGACUACAACUACAACAACACGCAGCAUCAGGACACCAUUAAAACCGGCCAAUGUGAAGGAUCUUAAGGCGAUGUUUGAUCAUUCAAAAGAUGACAAAGAAACAUCUAAAACUAAAACAGAGACCAAACUGGUUAAAACAACUUCUACGUCUGCUUCUGGAGUAAGUCCAAGGUCACGCAACAAGGAUGAUUCAGGAAUCAAGGUUGUGUCCUUGACCUCUACAAAAACAGACUUAAAAAGAGAGUAUGGUGGCAGCACUGGGAAUGUUAACUUGUCAAAGGACACAUCAUCUAGCAGUUCUGAUCUUCUAGCCAAAUAUCGAGCUAACAGGACAGGAUAUUAUAAAGACACACCACGACAAAGUGAAACGCUUGCUGGAACUGUGAGCCAAAGUUCACCAGACCUGUCAAAGGCUGGCAACAAGUCUCCUCAGUCCUCCAAAACUAGUGUGUUCUCGUUUAGUGCCAAUGAUAAGCCUAAAGAAUUCAGUGUUCCUAGGUUAAACCUGGACAGAGUGACCUCUGUGGAAAGUUUCGACAGUGCAUCGUCGAAAGAUGACAGUUCACGAUCUCGAAGCGACUGUGCCAGUCCAGUAAGUACAGGUAGCGGUAGCCCCAAGCUGAUUGGUCGGGCAAAACCAAAAUACUUACCCAGUCCUCGUUCGGAUACUGCAGAUAGCAGUAUACGAGUUGAAAUUCCAGUUGCCCAUCAUUCCAGUAACAAUGAGACGAAGCUGAGUGCAGUCAGUGGUGGAGGAAGGAGUGGUGGGUCUAGGUUUCGGGACACGACCGACAGAACUGCUGUGUCCAAAACAAGUGGGACAUCUAGGUUCAGUGAUAGUACGGAUAAAACAUUUGUGUCAAAGACAUCCCGUUUUGGUGACUCUGCUGAUAGGACAGUUGUUUCUAAGUAUUCUACUGAAGUUAAAGGUCCUCUCGCAAGCAGGACGAGAACGGUGGAAAUCACGCAGUCCGAACGGAGGGUGGGAUCGCCAUCUAAGGUAUCAGUUGAUGCUCCUAUUCCAUGGUCUGAUAAGAACAAAGGCAAAGUUUGUGGUAUAUUAGAUUCAAAACAAGAUGUCAAACUUAAAACAGACUCCUCCAGUUCUCAACCGAGCUGGUUAGAAAAGAAAAAUGCUAGGAAUGUUUUAAGUAACUUUGUGUCAUCCUCUCAGUCAAAACAUGACACAAAGACACAGACGAAGAUCGAGCGUGAGAUUCCCAUUCAGAGGAUUGGUGACUCCAAUAAGAAAACUCCAUCAAGCAUAGAGGCAUGGGUGCCUUCAGUUAAAACAACAACAGAGGUCAAACCUGAAAGGAGGUCAAGACAGGUCGAUGUCAAGGUUACCAAGAAGGAAGAACCUAAGACUUCAAAAACUGUCACUGUGGCCAAACCUGAAAUUACUAAAAGGACAAGUGAUUUCACAAAGAGGACAAGUGAUGCCACAAAAAAGAAGGAUUUGUCGAAACCAAGUGAACGCUCUGCUGCCAGUAUGAUCCAAGAGAGAAAGAACAUGCUUACAUCAACCACGGCAACCAGAACAUCAGCCAGCAAACCUCCACCAAGGAAGAUGUCUGGAGGUGAAAAACUGGACGUAGCGGGCCCGGGAGCAGAUAUUAGGAAAAUGGUAUCUCGAAAAAUGAGCACAGAGCGAUUUCAGAGGUUGAAAUUUGAUUUUGAACGUGGUGUUCCUACGGAAAGUUUUGAGCGAAGGGGCUCAGAGGUUGACCAUAUUGAACUUAAACAUCGUGUUUCGGAAAUAGCAUCCCAACCUACGACAACUAAGCUCACAAAAACAGAUUCUUUUAAACGCAAAGAGGAAUCUAUAUUUGCCAGUGGUUUGAAGGUGUCAGAUUUCGUAGAACAAGUAAAUAAUUUGGAGACGAACAAAAAUUGUAACGCUGGGAGAAAAUGGAAAGCUGGUGUGUCACGACUCAAGCGUUCCUCUCGUAUGAUGGAGGACGGGCAGGAAAAUGAGUACCUCGAGGUUGGGGACAACGAUGGUGAUAUAUCGGAUAGCGGAUCGGAUUAUGGAAUAUAUGAACAUGUACCUGAAGCGGGUCUGGCAGCCAGAGAUGGUGAGUUUAUCUUACUGUCAUAG